Marmota flaviventris (yellow-bellied marmot) is the source of this 1500-nucleotide messenger RNA. NCBI's taxonomy places the organism in Eukaryota, Metazoa, Chordata, Mammalia, Rodentia, Sciuridae. The record is from RefSeq and is a predicted model, not a curated record.
UUCCCAGGGGACUGUCGUAUGGCCAAUGCUGAGGAGAAGCUGAUGGAUGACCUUCUGAACAAAACCCGCUACAACAACCUGAUCCGGCCAGCCACCAGUUCCUCGCAGCUCAUCUCCAUCCAGCUGCAGCUCUCCCUGGCCCAGCUCAUCAGCGUGAAUGAGCGAGAACAGAUCAUGACCACCAACGUCUGGCUGAAACACGAGUGGACUGACUACCGCCUGGCCUGGAACAGCUCCCGCUACGAGGGUGUGAAUAUCCUGAGGAUCCCUGCAAAGCGCGUCUGGUUGCCUGACAUUGUGCUGUACAACAAUGCUGAUGGGACCUAUGAGGUGUCUGUCUACACCAACGUGGUGGUCCGCUCCAAUGGCAGCAUUCUGUGGCUGCCCCCUGCCAUCUACAAGAGUGCCUGCAAAAUCGAGGUGAAGCAUUUUCCCUUCGACCAGCAGAACUGCACCCUCAAGUUUCGCUCGUGGACCUACGACCACACGGAAAUCGACAUGGUCCUUAAGUCACCCACAGCCAGUUUAGAUGACUUUACUCCCAGUGGUGAGUGGGACAUAGUAGCCCUCCCAGGGCGAAGGACAGUGAACCCACAGGACCCCAGCUAUGUGGACGUGAGCUAUGACUUCAUCAUCAAGCGAAAGCCGCUUUUCUACACCAUCAACCUCAUCAUCCCCUGCGUGCUUAUCACGUCACUGGCCAUCCUGGUCUUCUACCUGCCGUCUGACUGUGGGGAGAAGAUGACGCUGUGCAUCUCUGUACUCCUGGCGCUCACCUUCUUCCUGCUGCUCAUCUCCAAGAUUGUGCCUCCCACCUCCCUUGAUGUGCCACUCAUCGGCAAGUACCUCAUGUUCACCAUGGUGCUGGUCACCUUCUCCAUUGUCACUACCGUGUGUGUGCUCAAUGUGCACCACCGCUCACCCAGCACCCACACCAUGGCGCCCUGGGUUAAGCGCUGUUUCCUGCACAAGCUGCCUACCUUCCUCUUCAUGAAGAGACUUGGCCUUGACAGCAGCCCGGCCAAGGCCCCCCUGCCCACCCAGUUGUACCUGACUAAGACUGAGGCCACUGCCACCUCUGCUGUGGGCCCUGCCAGUCCCUCUAACCUCUACGGGAACUCCAUGUACUUUAUGAACCCUGCCCCUGCGGCGCCCAAGUCUCCAGCUGGCUCCCACUCAGCAGGCAUCCCCAGAGAUUUCAGGCAGAGGUCCUCUGGGAGGUUCCGGCAGGAUGUGCAGGAGGCUUUGGAGGGUGUCAGCUUCAUUGCCCAGCACAUGAAGAGUGACGAUGAAGACCAGAGUGUCAUUGAGGACUGGAAAUAUGUGGCCAUGGUGGUCGACCGGCUAUUCCUGUGGGUAUUCGUGUUUGUAUGCAUCCUGGGCACUGUGGGGCUCUUCCUCCCUCCCCUCUUCCUGACCCACCCACCUUCUGAGGUGCCCUAGACUGCCCAUCAUGUCCAAGAGCACCCUGGGCUGUGGGGUGAGAUGAUGUGAGCAGCC